Trichoderma harzianum CBS 226.95 is the source of this 1260-nucleotide messenger RNA. RefSeq lists its product as hypothetical. The coding region runs from base 1 to 1260 and encodes 419 amino acids. The transcript has a single exon. NCBI's taxonomy places the organism in Eukaryota, Fungi, Ascomycota, Sordariomycetes, Hypocreales, Hypocreaceae. The record is from RefSeq and is a predicted model, not a curated record.
AUGGCAUUGAACAUAUCCAAAGUAUGCUCAGCAGAUUCAUUCCUCCUAACAUUCACCCCCGUAGAAGGCAGCAUCCGCGACCCCUUCUACAUCCUCCUCGACCCCGUCCUCGAAGAACCAGCAACCAACAACCUCCUCCAUCAUCCUCACACCAAACAACACAUCCCCUCGAUAAGCCACAUCCCAACACCACACCUCGUCAUCAUCAGCAAGGGCAGAAUCACGCCUCCCCUCGAAGCCGCACUACGACACAUCGCCCUCACAGCUACGAAAACAAUCAUCUUGGCUGAUCCAGCAACGGCCAAGACGCUCCGCACAUGGAAGAACUUUGACUUUAGCAUCGUCGGCGCUCUCUCGCCGUGGCUGGAUCCGCGGCUGGUGGGGGAAGAUAGAGUGGCUCGUGUGCCAGUUCCUCCGUGUUAUAUCGGGGGUGACCGUGGCGAGGUGACGGUCUCUUUGAUUCCUCAGAGGGGGUUCAUGAAAGGCGCUCGCGCGGCGAUAGGCAUCACAUAUCGUCCUUCGCCGUCGAGACCAUCUCCUUUUCGACGGUGUGUCACCAUGCCCGUGACAACCACAACUCCUGGAUCAACAAUCGUAUCAGCACCGCAGCCUCAACUUUUACCUUCGCUUCCAGUGCCGUCGAUAGGAGACUUGACUGCCAGGCUCGUUCCUCCCACGCCUCCACUCACUCCCAAACUACCACCGCUUCCUCCGAAAGAUACAGACACAGGACUACCGCUCCCUCGGUUCCCCGGCAAGACUCUUUCCGUAAUCUUCUCACCGCGAGGAACAUCGUACAACAGCAUAAAGCCCUACGCAACUUCACAUCUCGUAUCUGAAGCAGCCCUCCCCCUGACCGCACUCAUCCACAGCUUCGAUACGGAACCUAGGCCACUGUGGGCACUUGGACGAAACAACAAUUAUUUCCCCAUCGGACAGGAAACGGCUUUGGCUCUAGGCGCGAGAGCCUGGGUAGCAACUUGUGGCUCGGACGAAAAGACCACCGUGAGGAGCAAGCGACCCCGUACAAGGACAUAUCUCUGGCACGAGGUCCAAGAGAUGCUGGAUCGGGCAGAGGCAAGGGAGAGGAGAGCCUCUUCGAACCGGUAUGCGCAAAGGAGUACGCAGAUAUUGGACUUGUACCAAGGUGAAGAGGUGACUCUAACGAGCGAUGGCGUUUGCGAGCUGGACCCCCUAUCGCAGCAUCAGCGUGCAGGGCCGGAUACCUUAGGGUUAUUUCAUAGCGUUUCAGCGUUUUGA